Juglans regia (Persian walnut) is the source of this 8670-nucleotide messenger RNA. RefSeq lists its product as uncharacterized. The record is from RefSeq and is a predicted model, not a curated record. The transcript has 18 exons. Gene Ontology annotation, molecular function: ADP binding; ATP hydrolysis activity. The coding region runs from base 1 to 8670 and encodes 2889 amino acids. Lineage: Eukaryota; Viridiplantae; Streptophyta; Magnoliopsida; Fagales; Juglandaceae.
AUGGAUAUCGUUAUUGCAGUUGCAGCAGAAAUUACAAAGUACACUAUUAGACCAGUUGGACAGUGGCUAUGUUAUUCAUGUCACUACAAGAGCAACAUGGAGAAUCUGAAGGAGCUGGAGAAGACGUUGCGUGAUGCUAAGAACAGGGUUCAACACGACGUUGACACUGCUUCAAAUAACGGCGAUGAAAUUCACAAUGAUGUAAAAACGUGGUUGUCAAAGGUGGAUGGUAUGAUACAUCAAUUGGCCACCAAGGAACUUGGUGGAGGUGAAGAAGAAGAGGAAUCGAGGAACUCUAAUGCGUCAUGCCUGAACUUGAAGCAACGACAUCAGAUAAGCCGGGAAGCAAAGGAGAUGGUGGAUAAUAUUACAAAACUUCUUAAAGAAAAGCCAAACCUCGUCGACGGAGUUUCCUAUCGUCCUGCUGCUCAAGAAAUAGUGACUCCAACAAACGUGGAUUACAUGACUUUGGAUUCGAGGAUAUUAAUUACGAAGAGAAUUAUGGCGGCAUUGGGAGAUGCUAAUAUCAACAAGAUCGGCGUGUGGGGGUCACCUGGAGUUGGAAAGAGUACACUUAUGAAAGAAAUUUUCAAGAAAGCCAAGGAAGAAAGCUUCUUCGAUGAGGUGGCUAAGGCAAAUGUGACAGACAGCCCAAACCUAAGUCGAAUUCAAGAAGAAAUUGCAGACAUGCUAGAUCUAAAGCUUGAUCCUAAUUGUAAAACUGAAAUGGUAAGAGCAGGCCAUCUACGGGCGAGGUUAGAAAAAGACAAGGAGAAAAAGAUACUUGUUAUCUUGGAUGAUAUAUGGAAGCGACUUGAUUUGGAGGAAAUAGGAAUUAUUCCUUCCGAAAGAUGCAAAGUACUACUCACAUCCAGAGAUCGACAUGUACUAUCUUCUGAGAUGGUCACCGAAGAGAACAACUUUAAACUCGACAUUUUAGGAGAACAAGAAGCAUGGAACUUAUUCGAAAAGAUGGCAGGUGAUUCUGUCAAAGAUGAUCUUGAUUUGCGAAACGAAGCAAUUAAGGUAGCUACAGCAUGUGGAGGUCUUCCUAUUGCACUUGUAACAGUUUCUAGGGCAUUAAAGGAUCAUAAGAAUUUGAAAAUUUGGAAGGAUGCCUUGGAGCAACUAACAAGACCCCCUCCAGAACAUGACACAGAAAUAUGGUCACCCGUAUAUACUUGUAUACAACUGAGCUAUAAACAUCUUGUUGGAAGAGAGCUCCAAUCCCUCUUUUUGCUUUGUGCUCGACAAGGUUACUACAUUUCCUAUCGGGACUUGUUGAGAUAUGGUUUCAGUCUGUGUUUAUUCCAUGGCAUUCAUACAUUGGAUGGAGCAAGAAACAGACUAGAAUAUUUAGUUAGCAAGCUCCAAGAUGCUUGUUUGCUUCUACAAAGUCCUCGUAGCUCAGAGGAAUUUUACAUGCAUGAUGUUGUUCGUCACGUCGCUACAAACAUUGCGUCAAAUGAUCAUAAUAUGUUUGUCAUGAGAGGCGAUGGUGGGCCAAAAACAUGGCCAAAUGUGGAUUCACUAAAAAGAUGCGAGGCGCUCUCUAUUCAUGGUGGAGAGCAUAUCCAUAAAUAUCCCAAUAAAAUAGAAUCUCCUAAAUUAAGAUACUUUCAUGUCCAGUGUAAACCUCGAUAUCCGGAAACCCCAAGCAGCUCCUUGCAAGGGAUGGACAAGCUUGAAGACAUUUUCUUCCAAGGGAUGGAGAAGCUCGAAGUUUUGAGUUUGACAAAUAUACAACUUUCAUCACUUUUGCCACUUGCAAACCUACAAACAUUGUGUCUAGAUGGAUGUAAGUUGGAAGAUAUUCAUUGGAUUGGAAAACUCAAGACUUUAGUAAUUCUUAGUCUUGCUAGUUCUGACAUUUCAAACUUGCCAGGAGAAAUAGGGUCAUUGACUGGUUUGCGGUUAUUGGAUUUGACCAAUUGUUCCGAACUUAAAGUGAUUCCUCCUAAUGUCUUGUCAAGCUUGGUCAAGUUAGAAGAAUUGUAUAUGCGAAACAUCAAAGUCCAAUGGGAGGUUGAAGGACCCAAUAAUGAAGGAAAAAAUGCUAGCCUUGCAGAGCUAAAGCAUUUGUCAGAUUUGAUCACCUUAGAGAUAGAUAUUAUUGAAGUUGCCAACAAGCUACCGAAAGAUUUGUUUUCAAAAGAGCUUGAGAGAUACAAGAUACGCAUUGGAGAUGGCCAGGAUGGGCAUCACAUUUUUUAUAUGGCCGCCUUCUCAAGAACGUUAGAACUCAAACUGAAUAUGAGCAACUUCCAAUUGGACUUUGGGAUCAAAAUGCUACUGAAGGGGACAGAAUAUCUUUAUUUAGACGAGUCGAACAGUACUAAGAGUGUCUUAUAUGAAUUAGAUAGAGAAGAUUUUCAACAACUGAAGCAUCUCCAUAUCCAAAAUAAUGAUAUUAUUAUGCAUCUCUCUGAGUUGAGGACAUCCUUCAAAUACUUGAAAGUUUUAGAGGUGGAUAACUGUGAGAAAUUAAGAUUUAUCUUCUCAUUAUCGAUAGCCAGAGGCCUUUCACUACUUGAAGAAUUGAGGAUAAGAAGAUGCAACAACUUGGGUGCAAUAUUCGUGAAAGAAGAAGAAGAUCACGGAAUAGAAGAGGUGUUUUGUCGACUGCAAACCUUGGAGCUAUGGGAUCUUCCAAAGCUCGUGAGCUUCUUAAGCACAAGAGAAACCAAUUCGGAAGGCAACAACCAUGAUCUUCAGGUGCCGCUUCUACAUCAUCAGCUUUCCUUCCCAAGUUUGAAAGAACUGCAUCUGCAACACCUGCCCAAAAUAAAGCAUGUUUGGAGUAAUGUUAAUGGAUGUGAGAGUUUGAAAAGUCUAACGCAUUUGAAGUCUCUCAAGAUAACAAAUUGUGGGGUGCUGGAGGAAAUUGUCCAGAGAGAAGACGGGAUAGAUCCAACAUCAACGAGGCUUUUAUUCCCCAACCUAACUUUGCUAAGCCUUGAUGAGCUGCCAAAACUCAAGUGGUUUUUCCAAGGGGUGUGUACUUUGGAAUCGUCGUCAUCCAAGGAAUUACAUGAGCAGGGAGGCACACUUUUCAGGCUUGAAGAGUUUUCCUUCCCUAGUUUGAAAACCCUGCAGCUGGUAGGUCUGCCCAAAAUAAAGCAUGUUUGGAGUAAAGAAAUCUUCAGGUUUCCAGAUCUACUUACUUUACGUGUUGCCAGAUGUGAGAAUUUGAAAAGUUUGUUUCCAGCAGCCGUAGUGGCAACAAGUCUAACGCAAUUGAAGUAUCUCGAUAUGAGAAAUUGUAAGGUACUCGAGGAAAUUGUCCAGAGAGAAGACGGGACGGAUCCAACAACGAGGUUUUUACUCACUAGCCUAACUUUGCUAAGCCUUCAUGGGUUGCCAAAACUCAAGCGGUUUUUUCAAGGGGUGCAUACUUUGGAAUCGUCGUCAUCUAAGGAAUUACAUGAGCAGGGAGGCACACUUUUCGGGGUUAAUGAGUUUUCCUUCCCUAAUUUGAAAACCCUGCAGCUGGUAGGUCUGCCCAAAAUAAAGCAUGUUUGGAGUAAAGAAAUCUUCAAGUUUCCAGAUCUACUUGAUUUAUAUGUUGCCAGAUGUGAGAAUUUGAAAAGUUUGUUUCCAGCAGCCGCAGUGGCUACAAGUCUAACGCAAUUGAAGUCUCUCAAUAUAAGAAAUUGUGAGGUACUGGAGGAAAUUGUCCAGAGAAAAGACGGGACGGAUCCAACAACGAGGAUUUUAUUCACUAGCCUAACUUUGCUAAGCCUUGAUGGGUUGCCAAAACUCAAGCGGUUUUUUCAAGGGGUGCAUAAUUUGGAAUCGUCGUCAUCUAAGGAAUUACAUGAGCAGGGAGGCACACUUUUCGGGGUUAAUGAGCUUUCCUUCCCAAGUUUGAAAGAACUGCAUCUGCAACACCUGCCCAAAAUAAAGCAUGUUUGGAGUAAUGUUAAUGGAUGUGAGAGUUUGAAAAGUCUAACGCAUUUGAAGUCUCUCAAGAUAACAAAUUGUGGGGUGCUGGAGGAAAUUGUCCAGAGAGAAGACGGGAUAGAUCCAACAUCAACGAGGCUUUUAUUCCCCAACCUAACUUUGCUAAGCCUUGAUGAGCUGCCAAAACUCAAGUGGUUUUUCCAAGGGGUGUGUACUUUGGAAUCGUCGUCAUCCAAGGAAUUACAUGAGCAGGGAGGCACACUUUUCAGGCUUGAAGAGCUUUCCUUUCCUAGUUUGCAAAGCCUGCGGCUGGGAGGUCUACCCAGAAUAAAGCAUGUUUGGAGUAAAGAAAUCUUUAGGUUUCCAGAUCUACUUGAUUUACAUGUUGCCAGAUGUGAGAAUUUGAAAAGUUUGUUUCCAGCAGCCGUAGUGGCUACAAGUCUAACGCAAUUGAAGUCUCUCAAGAUAAGAAAUUGUGAGGUACUGGAGGAAAUUGUCCAGAGAGAAGACGGGACGGAUCCAACAACGAGGUUUUUACUCACUAGCCUAACUUUGCUAAGCCUUCAUGGGUUGCCAAAACUCAAGCGGAUUUUUCAAGGGGUGCGUACUUUGGAAUCGUUGUCAUCUAAGGAAUUACAAGAGCAGGGAGGCACACUUUUCAGAGUUAAUGAGCUUUCCUUUCCUAGUUUGCAAACCCUGCGGCUGGAAGGUCUACCCAGAAUAAAGCAUGUUUGGAGUAAAGAAAUCUUUAGGUUUCCAGAUCUACUUGAUUUACAUGUUGCCAGAUGUGAGAAUUUGAAAAGUUUGUUUCCAGCAGCCGUAGUGGCUACAAGUCUAACGCAAUUGAAGUAUCUCGAGAUAAGAAAUUGUGAGGUACUGGAGGAAAUUGUCCAGAGAGAAGACUGGACGGAUCCAACAACGAGGAUUUUAAUCACUAGCCUAACUUCGCUAAGCCUUGAUAGGUUGCCAAAACUCAAGCGGAUUUUUCAAGGGGUGCGUACUUUGGAAUCGUCGUCAUCUAAGGAAUUACAAGAGCAGGGAGGCACUCUUUUCAGAGUUAAUGAGCUUUCCUUUCCUAGUUUGCAAACCCUGCGGCUGGAAGGUCUACCCAGAAUAAAGCAUGUUUGGAGUAAAGAAAUCUUUAGGUUUCCAGAUCUACUUGAUUUACUUGUUGCCAGAUGUGAGAAUUUGAAAAGUUUGUUUCCAGCAGCCGUAGUGGCUACAAGUCUAACGCAAUUAAAGUCUCUCGAGAUAAGAGAUUGUGGGGUACUGGAGGAAAUUGUCCAGAGAGAAGACGGGACGGAUCCAACAACGAGGAUUUUAUUCACUAGCCUAACUUCGCUAAGCCUUGAUGGGUUGCCAAAACUUAAGUGGUUUUUCCAAGGGGUGCGUACUUUGGAAUCGUCGUCAUCUAAGGAAUUACAUGAGCAAGGAGGCACACUUUUCGGGGUUGAUGAGGAAAUUAGAAUUAAUGAUUGUGGGGUACUGGAGGAAAUUGUUGAGGCUGAAGGAGGAGAAGCAAUGGGAAGGAUGUUGGAGUUCGAGUUCCCUCAAGUAACUUCUUUGGUUCUUGAAAAUUUACCGAGACUUGAGUGUUUUUACAAGGGACUGCAUAUAUCAAAAUGGCCGAUGCUGAAAAAGAUAUCGAUUGAAAUAUGCAAGAAAGUUGAGGUAUUUGCUUCAGGACUUGUGAGUUUUGAAAAAACAGUUGAAGAGAGGCAGGACUCUCAGAUAUCAAUUAAACAACCCCUUUUCUCAGUGGAUGAGAUGUCAUUCCCGAGCUUGGAGUCAUUGGUCAUUUCAAAAUUGGAGAAGUUGGAAAUUAUUUGGUACGGGACAGUCGCCGCAAGUCUAACUACACUAAAAAUAAGUGAUUGUGGUUCGUUAGAAGAUGUAUUUGAACAACAUGUGGGGCAAAAUGACAGCUUUCCAAAUCUACUUGAUAUUCAUGUUAAGGGAUGUGAGAGUUUGAAAAGUUUGUUUCCAACAGCCUCAGCGGCUACAAGUCUAACGCAAUUGAAAUCUCUAGAGAUAAAAGAUUGUGGGGUAAUGGAGAAAAUUGUCUCGAGAGAAGACACGACAGAUCCAACAACUAGGAUUUUAUUCACCAGCCUAACUCGUCUAAGCCUCGAGGGGUUGCCAAACCUCAAGUGGUUUUUCCAAGGAGUGUGUACUUUGGAAUCGUCAUCAUUCAAGGAAUUACAUGAGCACGAAUGCACACUUUUCAGGAUUGAAGAGGUUGCCUUUCCUAAAUUGACAACAUUUUAUCUACGGAAUCUACCCAAAAUAAAGCAUGUAUGGAGUAAAGACUCCCAAACAAUUCUCAAGUUUCAGAAUCUACAAGAAAUUGAUGUUUCGAAAUGUGCGAGUCUUAAAAGUUUGUUUCCAGCCUCAAUCGGUACUUGUCUUGAGCAAUUGAAGGAAAUUAGAAUUAAUGAUUGUGGGGUACUGGAGGAAAUUGUUGAGGCUGAAGGAGGAGAAGCAAUGGGAAGGAUGUUGGAGUUCGAGUUCCCUCAAGUUACUUCUUUGGUUCUUGAAAAUUUACCGAGACUUGAGUGUUUUUACAAGGGACUGCAUAUAUCAAAAUGGCCGAUGCUGAAAAAGAUAUCGAUUAAAUUAUGCAAGAAAGUUGAGGUAUUUGCUUCAGGACUUGUGAGUUUUGAAAAAACAGUUGAAGAGAGGCAGUACUCUCAUAUGUCAAUUAAACAACCCCUUUUCUCGGUGGAUGAGAUGUCAUUCCCGAGCUUGGAGGAAUUGGACAUUUCUAAAUUGGAGAAGUUGGAAAUUAUACAGUACAGGGCAGUCGUCGCAAGUCUAACUACAAUAAAUAUAAGUGACUGUGGUUCGUUAGAAGCUGUAUUUGAACAACAUGUGGGGCAAAAUGGUAAGGAAUCCCAUGCUUUAACAGCAACUCAACGUCUAAGAAAGAUGUACUUGAGUUCUCUACCAAAACUGAGAAACAUAUGGAAUACCAAGGACUCCCGUCAACGCCAUAUGUACAGCUUUCCAAGUCUACUUGAUAUUCAUGUUCAGGGAUGUGAGAGUUUGAAAAGUUUGUUUCCCGCAGCCUCUGCGGCUUCAAGUCUAACGCAAUUGAAAUCUCUAAAGAUAGAAGAUUGUGGGGUGAUGGAGGAAAUUGUCCAGAGUGAAGACGGGAUAGAUCCAACGUCAACGAGGCUUUUUUUCCCCAGCCUAACUUUUCUAAGCCUUGGUAGGUUGCCAAAACUCAAGUGGUUUUUCCAAUGGGUGCGUUGUUUGGAAUCUUCGUCGUCCAAGGAAUUACAUGAGCAGGAAGGCACACUUUUCGGAAUUGAAGAGGAAAUUAGAAUUAAUGAUUGUGGGGUACUGGAGGAAAUUGUUGAGGCUGAAGGAGGAGAAGCAAUCGGAAGGAUGUUGGAGUUCGAGUUCCCUCAAAUGUCAAUCCCGAGCUUGGAGACAUUGGAAUCUCUAAAGAUAAAAGAUUGUGGGGUAAUGGAGGAAAUUGUCGCUAGAGAAGAUGGGACAGAUCCAACAGCGAGACUUUUAUUCCCCAGACUAACUGUUCUAAGCCUUGAUGGGUUGCCAAAACUCAAGUGGUUUUACCAAGGAGUGCGUACUUUGGAAUUGUCGUCGUCCAAGGAAUUAGAUGAGCAUGGAGGCACACUUUUCGGGAUUGAACAGGUUGCCUUCCCUAAGUUGACAAAUCUGAAUCUAUGUGGUCUACCCAAAAUAAAGCAUGUAUGGAGUAAAGAAACAUUUGAAGACUGGUCUCGGAUGUCAAUUAAACAACCUCUUUUCUUGGUGGAUGAGACGCCAAUCCCGAGCUUGGAGAUAUUGAAAAUUUCUAAAAUGGAAAAGUUGGAAAUUAUAUGGAAUAUCAAGGACUCCCAUCAACGCUAUAUGUACAACUUUCCAAAACUACUUCAUAUUGAUGUUUCAUUAUGUGAGAGUUUGAAAAGUUUGUUUCCAGCAGCCUCGGUUGCUGCAAGUCUCAAGAAAUUGGAGUCUCUCAUAAUAACAGGUUGUGGGGUAUUAGAGGAAAUUGUCGAGAGAGAAGACGGGACAGAUCCAACAACGAGACUUUCAUUCCCCUGCCUAAUUUGUCUAGGGCUUUAUGGGUUACCAAAACUCAAGUGGUUUUUACAAGGGGUGCAUACAUUGGAAACGUCGUCGUCCAAAGAAUUGCUUGAGCAGGAAGGCACUCUUUUCAUGGUUGAAGAGGUUGACUUCCCUAGUUUGAAACUACUGGAUCUGUAUGGUUUACCCAAAAUAAAGCUUGUAUGGAGUAAAGACUCUCAAACAAUUCCCAACUUUCAAAAUCUACAAGUUAUAAUUGUUGGGAAAUGUGUGAGUCUGAAAAGUUUGUUUCCAGCCUCGAUUGUUAAAUGUCUUGAGCAAUUGGAGAAAAUUAAGAUUUAUGAUUGUGGGGUGGAGGAAAUUGUUGCGGCUGAAGAAGGAGAAGCAGUAGAAAUGACGUUGGUGUUCCCUCAAGUAUCUUCUCUAUGUCUUGAAAAUUUAGAGAGACUUGAGGGAGUGCAUGAUGCAAAAUGGUCGAUGCUGAAACAGACACGGAUUCUUGAAUGCGAGAACAUUAAGGAAAAAAAGGAGGAAGCAGAGACUCCUGCAGAGACUCCUACUGAACCAGAAUCCAACAUGAAGGAAGAAGAAGAUAACAAAAACGAAUCAGACUCUCCUGUCGAGGCACCUAUGAACCAGAUUAUAAAAAGAAGGAAACAGAGGUAUCUACUGGACCAGAGUCGUCAAAAAAGAAAAUCCCGAAAUCAUUAA